AUGUGCUCGCUGAAUGUUGGGAUUUUGGGACAUGUGGAUUGUGGGAAGACAACAUUUACAAAGAGAUUCGCGGAAAUCGCAUCAACUUCCGCUUUUGACAAACAUUCGGAUGGCGGUGGAAGAAGAAACACUUUAGACUUAGGGUAAAUCUUAUCAUUUUAUGAAUUUAAAUUCAUAGUAAUUCUUUAGGUUUUCAUCGGUGAUGAUUUCUGGUCGAAGACUAGCUCUUGUAGAUUGUCCCGGUCAUGCUGCAUUGAUUCGCGCAGUCCUCGCUGCCAGCACUGUUUUCGAUAUGGCUAUUCUGCUAAUCGAUGCCAGAAAUGGAAUUCAGGCUCAAACCGCCGAACAUAUGCUACUUUGCAAGAUUUUCUGCCCCGAGAAAGUUAUAGUAAUUCUGAACAAGGUGGAUCUUCUUGAGGAGAAAGAAGUUUCACUUGAGCAAACCAAAAAAUCUAUUAGAAAAAGUUUGAAGCUUAUGGGAAUCUUGGAAAGCUCUCCAAUUCUUGAAAUGUCACUGGAUGAUCAGCAUUUUUGCGAAGAAUACAUGGAAAAUCUUCGGAAAACCAUAGAGAUGUUGAUAGAAAACUUCGAACCGCCCAGAAACACAAAAGAUCCUCUUCUGAUUGCUGUUGAUCACUGUUUUUCAAUCAAAGGAAAAGGAACAGUUCUAACCGGAACAAUAACACAAGGAACCCUGAAAAUCGGCGAAGAAAUCGAAUUCGCCAAUCUCAAAGAAGUUCGAAAAGUUAAAAGUAUCGAAUCCUGGAAAACAUCGCGCGAUAAAAUCGAAGCUGGGGAACGUGCCGCGAUUCUUGUCACCAAUUUUGAGGCGGCGCGAUUUUCGCGAGCAAUUGUUGCCGUUCCAGAAUAUCUAAAACCGAUGAAGGAGUGUUUGUGUGAUGUGGAACCGAUUCAAUUUUUUCGAUCUUCUUUGAGUUCGCGGACAAAGAUGCAUAUUUCUAUUGGAUAUGAGACUGUUAUGGCUGAAUGUCAAUUUUUGAGAAAAUCUGGGAUUUCUAAUAGUGGAGAGGACGAGUUUGAGCAGCUCGACAAAAUGGAAAUGCCGUGUCAAGUUUGGCUCAUUUUCGAAAAACCAGUUUUUGUGAAUUCCGAUUUUCUAAUGGCCUCCAGAUUGGACCAAAACGGAAAAGGAUGUCGAUUUGCAUUUCGCGGAUUUGUCCGAAAAAUUUUGGAACCAAAUGGAAAAUUGAUAAGAUUCACCAGGAAGCAUAGAACCGUACGUUUUCGCAAAAAUUAAUCCAGAUUUUUCUAGAAAAAUCCAGUUUUUCAGGGCUUCAUCGAUCGGCUCGAGCAGAAUUCCAACUCAGCAAUUUGUGCAGGAAUGUUCAAAGGCGAGACAAAUUUUUCGAUUUUUCAAAAUAUGCAAAUUUUGAUCGCUGAAAACCCCGAGAUUUCUGGGACAAUCGAAGGCGCUUUUGGAAAAUCCGGAAAAUUUCGGGUCAAUUUCAGAGACGGGUUUGAAAAAUUGCAGGAAAAGUGGAAAAUUCACUUAUUUCUGAAGAAAUAUCUGAAUGAUAAUUGA
This is a messenger RNA of Caenorhabditis angaria, 1543 nucleotides long. NCBI's taxonomy places the organism in Eukaryota, Metazoa, Nematoda, Chromadorea, Rhabditida, Rhabditidae. The record is from the annotation of a GenBank genome assembly.